Gongylonema pulchrum is the source of this 819-nucleotide messenger RNA. NCBI's taxonomy places the organism in Eukaryota, Metazoa, Nematoda, Chromadorea, Rhabditida, Gongylonematidae. The record is from the annotation of a GenBank genome assembly.
AUGUCUUUGAUGGCGUGGCGUUUUCUUAUUGGACCGAAUUACACGAGUCGCAUGUUUGGCUUCAGUUUUUUGAAAAUUUCAGUUGACGAAGGCGAAGUGGAAGAACUGGAAAAAGUGUUCGGCUCGAUCAAUGACACCAAAUUAUGUAAACUAACCAGAAAUGGUUUUGGCGCACUGGUUGGAGGAGCCAUAGCCGAUUGCUUCAUCGAUGGCCUGUUUCGUGCGUUCGAUGUAAAUGGCGAUGGGCUGGUGGACUUUAAGGAACUUGUAUGUGGCCUUUCGGCAUCUUGUCGUGGUCCUCAUACUGCUCGUCUCAAGUAUGUGUGUUUUGCGGUUGUUUCAGUUAUUGCUCAGAUGUUCGACUCGGACAGCGAUGGUUAUUUGACGAAAGAAGAUGUCCAGAACGUGUAUGCACAUUUGAAUAUUGUACGCCAUUUCCUUCAUUUCUUGUGCGAAGACUCGGCUCGAAACAUGCGCACAGAUGGUUUCGGUCGUGCAUCUCUGAUGGAUUUUGUAUGCUGGGCAAAUGAAAAUAAACGCGUCGACGAACUUCUUGAAGUAGUUGUCCAGGUUUGCCAAAUAUUUUACAUCGGUCGUUGGCUUAAGAGUUUUCAUUUUCGUUUAAGUGGAUUCAAACAACGUAUAUUACUGAGCUGCUUCGCCGAAUGGAACGUCGUUUCAUCGGAAUGGUGGCGGCAGUGGGUGUAUGCAAUGAUGUCCGAUUCCAAAGUGCCUCCAAUCAACAAUUCCUCAAUAAUCGCUGCGAAACAAAAAAAUGAUUGGUCAAAUAAGGCAGGACCUUUCGAUUUCUUUCAAUAA